AUGCCUCUAAUUAAUGAAUGGCACGCAUCACUUCCCUACAUUGAUGGCGAGCCUGGGCCUCAAGCACGCGCACGAGCUGAGCAGCUGAUUUCCACCGAAUUGUCUCCCGAGAGUAGCUCUGCACUCCAUCCUUCCAUCCCUCCAUUGCCCGAAUCGCGCUUUACUGCAUUCAUCCAGCAGGAAUUAGCUCGGAAAGAGGCCGGUCUCCCAUUAACCGGCGGCAUCGACUUAUCUCGCUACGAAGCUCCAGAAGCUCCCUCAGAAACAGCAAAGAGCGAGGACGAAGCCACGCAGGCCCUCAAAAAAUGGCGUGAAACUUUGCGAAAAUCCUACACCUCCAGCUCUCAUCUCUCCAUGCGCCACACUAACCUCUCCCUCCUUGACGAGAACGGCAAAAAUGCGUGGCUUAUCGGGAACUCGCAACUAGAAGAUAUCCUGCGCAAUGUCGAGAAGGAGUUGGCUGAGGCCAAGGGGGCUGUGGAGAAUAUACACAAGGAACGCAAGGUUGCACAAGAGUCUAGUCAUGGCGAGCUUGCGAGUUUGGAAGAAACCUGGAAGAAUGGGAUUGGCGCCACGUUGGAUGUGGAAGUUGCUGCGGAGACUCUGAGGUUACAGAUUCUAGAACAGCGUCGCCAACAGGCUCAACAGUUUGCUCGGUAA
Molecule: messenger RNA, 660 nt
Organism: Talaromyces proteolyticus
Lineage: Eukaryota; Fungi; Ascomycota; Eurotiomycetes; Eurotiales; Trichocomaceae
Product: BCAS2 family protein
Exons: 2
Coding region: 1-660 (219 amino acids)
Biological process (GO): mRNA processing
Cellular component (GO): precatalytic spliceosome; Prp19 complex; catalytic step 2 spliceosome
Source: RefSeq, a predicted model, not a curated record